This is a messenger RNA of Nasonia vitripennis (jewel wasp), 2176 nucleotides long. Its product is annotated as SET and MYND domain-containing protein 4-like. NCBI's taxonomy places the organism in Eukaryota, Metazoa, Arthropoda, Insecta, Hymenoptera, Pteromalidae. The transcript is spliced from 5 exons. The record is from RefSeq and is a predicted model, not a curated record. Gene Ontology annotation, molecular function: protein binding. Bases 174 to 2039 code for a protein of 621 amino acids.
GAGAGGGUCGUUCUUUGUUUACCAGCUACAGCUGCGCGCGGCAUCACGUGUGGUGAUGCCGGUUAUUCGAUUGAGCCGUUUGAUGGAACAACGUUUUUCAACGGAGAAAUCAAAGUUACGUGUGCAUACGUAGAGAUUAAUUGGCAUAAACUUUCGCAAAAAGACGCGCAAAUAUGGACACAGAAUGUAAAGCAGUGAUAAACCUUAUUAUCAACUCGAAAAAGUUCCAAAAGAUAAUGAAGCAGUCCUGCAUAGAGCUCACAUUGAAAAAUUCCAAGGUUGCUGAGGCCCUGAGAAAGCAGAGCAACAUAAUGUUCGCGAGCAAAAACCAUAACUCGCAGAUACAUGAAGAGAUAUGGAAAUACUACUCGAUGAGCAUCGCCUAUGCUCUGCACAAUUCGAAAGCAAUGGCCAUUGCCUAUGCCAACAGGUCGGCUAUACUGGCACACAUAGAAGAAUACGAGGCGUCUGUCAAAGAUAUCAAAAUUGCUGUGAAAAUUGCAGAUCACCCGACUCCCAUUAUCAAGUUGCUAUGCCGAAAGGCCUGGUGUCUUCAUCGCAUGGGUUCGGAUGAGAAAAUGUAUCCCGUGGCGGUGGCUAAGGCAAUGCUGAAGAACGUGAAGAACGAGACUGACAAGAAGAACUUAAACGAGCUAAUCGAAGGGACCAAGGUUUUGAUGGAUCGACCAAUGCAACAAAAAGAAACUGUGAUAGACAGAACGUUGCUAAAUUUAGAAGAACUGUACAAGAAACACGUUGUCAACGAUUUCUCAGCUGUGAAGAUAGAGCAUGACGAAAAGUGGGGCAGACACUUGGUUGCCACUCGAGACAUCAAACCAGGAGAAGUUAUUUAUGUGGAGGAGCCUUAUACUAAGUGUCUAACUAUUAAACAUCUACGUGCCUACUGCUCACACUGCCUUACCACUACCUGGUCAAACGUACCUUGUGAUCAUUGCUCUUGGACUAUGUUCUGCUCUGAGGCAUGUAAGGACUUAGCGUGGAAAAACUACCACAGUAGCGAAUGUCCAGUUUAUGUGUGUUCCAAGUCAGAUACUGACGAUACUUGCAAGCAACUAGCUAUUCGAUGCAUAGCUUUGGGAAUAAAAGAAGCUGGAUCAGUGGAAAAUCUCAAAGCACAAAUAAAGUCUUUUGAUGAGUGCCAGGAUGUGACCAAAGGGUUUUUAAAGAAUGAGAAAAUUCAAAGCAUGGGCUUUAUGAGCAUCUAUGCUUUGUCUAAAAAUAUUUCACUUGAAAAUCUUCAAACGCACCUAGAGAAUACUGCCAUAGUGCUGAGAGCUCUGGCCGAACAUACUACAUGGCUGGAAGAGAAAUGUGAUUUUAAUGACUGUAAAAGACUGAAGAAAAAUGAGAAUGCAAUAUUCCUUGCUGCCUUAUUUCUAACACUCAGCAAAAUUGCUCAUGUAAAUAAGCAUGAAAUGUGGAACAGCAGUUUUUGUAGAAAUAAUCUGAAGAGGCUAGAAUGUUGGAAAAACGAGUGCUGUUCUAGAGGAGUUUAUCUUGCCCCCAUCACAGCAUUGCUCAAUCACAGUUGUGAUCCAAAUGCAAGGAGAUGCUACAGUCUUGAUCACAAAGUCAUUGUUUAUGCAACAAAACCCAUUAAAAAGGGAUCACAAAUAUUUGACUGUUACCAAGAAGAGUUCUAUGAGCGAUGUAAAGCUGAGGAAAGAUGUAACAUGCUUUCUUCCACAUACAACUUUGAUUGCGACUGUAAAGCCUGUACACAAGAAUGGCCGAAUUUGAUAGGUCUUACAAAAUUGUACAAUUUACAUGACAAACAUAAGCCAGUAGAAAAAUUAUUGUCAUUGGAAUACAAGAACAUCAUACCAUCAACUCUAAAUCGAAAUAGAGUAUACACAUAUGAGGAACUUCUUCACGUAGCCAAUGGAAUAGAUAAGACACUGGUCGUCCUUGAUCAACCUAGUUUCUUGACCACCAAUCUAAUCAUUUGCUUAAAUAAAAUUUUCGACAAAAUGUACGGCAUCAAGUUGGACGUCACGCGCAAGUGCAAUAAUCAUUGACCGAUCACUUUUAAAUAUUUUAAUUACCAGUUCUCAUACUGAUUAUUUUAAGACAGUUGCUUAUUAAUUAAGUGUGCAUUUGUGAUAAUUUAUAUUUUUGUACUUUUUUACAGAUAAUAAAUCGAAUUUUUUAUUAA